Phaeodactylum tricornutum CCAP 1055/1 is the source of this 328-nucleotide messenger RNA. RefSeq lists its product with no specific name. Lineage: Eukaryota; Bacillariophyta; Bacillariophyceae; Surirellales; Neidiaceae. The record is from RefSeq and is a predicted model, not a curated record. The transcript has a single exon. The annotation marks the transcript as partial.
AUGGCUUCAUCUUCGGAAGAAGAGUUCAUGGGCGAUGAAGAGCAAACCCUGUUAAAGAAGCAAUCGAAACGGCCCAAGAUUGAAGAUGAUGGUAACGAUGACGAUGAUAUGCCUCUUACGAGCCUAAAAAAGACGAAGACGAGGAUCGAUAGAGUGAAGCCUGAUCCUGCACCUUCUUCGUCAUCGCAGAAGAAAGAAGCUGUCAAGAAGAGAAAACACAAGUCCUUGUCGCAACGUGAAGAUGCAAAAAAGCCUUCUGUCAAAAAGGUCAAAACGGAACCCAAUUCUUCCAAGCCACGCGAACUCAAAAAACUUGACAAAACGGAAC